Messenger RNA from Enterobius vermicularis (human pinworm), 105 nucleotides. The record is from the annotation of a GenBank genome assembly. NCBI's taxonomy places the organism in Eukaryota, Metazoa, Nematoda, Chromadorea, Rhabditida, Oxyuridae.
AUGGAAAAAGGUUGUAGCAUGCAUCUGUUGGCCAAUAUUAUUCUGACUAUAUGCGGAUAUAUUCCUGGUUUGAUACAUGCGAUUAUCAUUAUCUGCUAUUAUUGA